CAUCAUCACAUCAGCCUCCAGUCCUCUCUGCUGACAGCUCAAAGGCAGACCCUGCCACUUGUUGCUCCUCAGCCUCUACGCUUCUUUGACUCUUGCAGCAACCCUCAGCCACCUUCUUCUCUUAAGCUGCUGGGUUGCCUGGCUCACCGGCCCGGAGGAGAAUCAUGGUUGCCACCUGCUUGCACCUCACGGGAUUUGUGGCUAGCUUUGUCGGCUGGAUUAGCUUGAUCGUGGCAACCUCUACCAAUGACUGGGUCGUGACUUGCGGCUAUACCAUCACCACCUGCAGGAAGAUGGAUGAGCUGGGAUCCAAAGGGCUGUGGGCAGACUGUGUCAUGGCAACGGGCCUCUAUCACUGCAAGCCGCUGGUGGACAUCCUCAUCUUGCCAGGUAUGGGCUAUCGAAAAACUCCCAAGGGCUGCUUGGGACUUUAUGGCAGAUUGAAAUCAACAGUGCGGCUCCGAUGGCUAUUUGGUUGCAUUCAUGUGCAAGGUGCUUUUACAGAGUAACAAGCAAAAAAUAAAUAAAUGAAAAGUCUGUCCCAAGGAUCUUACAAUCCACUGCUGGGAAAAUAACAGGGACUGGAGGGAAAGAGGAUGGGAGGAGAAAGUUAAGCAUUCAGGGAAGUUAAGAAAGUUAAGUUCUACAAAAUGGGGAAAGUGUGUGCAGGUAUAUUGACUUUGGUAGGUGCAAAAUCUGGCUAAGAAAUUAUUAGCUUUUUUUUUUUUAAAGAGAAAGUUGCUUGGGUUCAGCUUUUUCUGAAAGUUUGACCAGGCAGCAUUGGUCUUUAAUCUUGUAUGUUGUGGUUAGGGAAAUGCACUCUGUGCAUGCUCAGGCAAGCAGACGGUUAUUAUUUUGCAGAAGUGGAAAUCUUGGAAACUCCACAGACGAAAGAUGGAUCAGCAUAUUCUUUUACCACCAAACCCCACUCUGGUUCUUACAGUUCAGUCCCAAGUAUACACUAAUUGGCUUUAAAUUCCACUGAAUUCAGUGGGAGUAAUGAUCAAAUAAGGUACCUCACAUCUGGAUGCUGAUAGGGGCAUCUCCAGGUUUAAUUUAGCGGGUAUGGAUGGUUGAAUUCAAACUGAGGGCUUCUGAGCUUGCACUCUGUGCUAUUACGAUGGCUGUGGUAGAAGAUAUUUAAAUGUCUGCAGAAGAGCAAAUACUGGUUUUGCUCUUUUUUGUUAUAUUUACAUGCUGCUUUGACAUUCUUUCUUAUACCGAUUGGUAGGAGAGACAAAGGAGAGGGCUGCUUCUUCACACAGCUCGCAAUGCAUUUAUGCAACUUGCAGCCACAAGGUGGUGGUGACGGUCGCAAGCUUAGGAAUCUUUAGGAGGAGAUCACACAAAAUUCACAAAGGGUUAGAGAAGGGUUGUGGUGGAUCAGUGAGAGAACAUGCUGCGUACGCAAAAUGUCCCAGGUUCAAUUGUGCAAAGAGAAGCCCUUGUACAAGGCUUCCACCAAAGGGGUUCGUUCAGGACAGAACAUCUGUUUUGCAUGCAGAAGGCCUCAAAUCUAAUCCCUAGCAUCUCCAGGCAAAGCUUGGAGAAAUCCCUGGUUGAUACACUGGGAGCUACUGUCACUGAGGCAAUACUGAGCUAGCUAGACCAGUGGUCUAAUUCAGUAUAAGUCUGCUUGCUGCUGACUGACUACCAGUCAUAAGGCUGAUGUUGUUGUUUAGUCAUUUAGUCGUGUCCGACUCUUUGUGACCCCAUGGACCAGAGCACGCCAGGCCCUCCUGUCUUCCACUGCCUCCCGCAGUUUGGUCAAACUCAUGCUGGUAGCUCCGAGAACACUGUCCAACCAUCUUGUCCUCUGUCGUCCCCUUCUCCUUGUGUCCUCCAUCUUUCCCAACAUCAGGGUCUUUUCCAGGGAGUCUUCUCUUCUCAUGAGGUGGCCAAAGUAUUGGAGCCUCAACUUCACGAUCUGUCCUUCCAGUGAGCACUCAGGGCUGAUUUCCUUCAGAAUGGAUCGGUUUGAUCUUCUUGCAGUUCAUGGGACUCUCAAGAGUCUCCUCCAGCACCAUAAUUCAGAAGCAUCAAUUCUUCGGCGAUCAGCAUUCUUUAUGGUCCAGCUUUCACUUCCAUAUAUCACUACUGGGAAAACCGUAGCUUUUACUAUGCGGACCUCUGUUGGCAAGGUGAUAAGGCUGAUAUGCAAUCUUAAAGUUCAGAGGCACAAUGCUCUGAAGAAUAUGAGCUUACGGGGAGCAACAAUGGGAGAGGCCUGCUUCUUGGUUUCCAGGGGGCAUUGGACUGGCCACUGUGAAAUAGGAUGGUGGACACAGCCAACCUUUGGUCUGAUCCAGAAGGCCUUUUCUUAUAAUCAUACUUUUUUUGCUGUGCUGAUAAUGGAUAGGAUUAGGGUGAUGAGCAUGAGCCACCUACUAUAAGCUCAAAGACGAGAGGAGGUUUGAACCAGAGACCUUCUGGUUCCACACUGUUAGCCCCUGCAUGCUGUAAGCUCUCAUGGGUGGGCAACUUGUAGGCCUGAAAUACAAUAUGAGGAGCCUAUCUGUGCAGGGACUCAUGCAGUUCAUCACUGCGUUAAAAGUUCCUUGCAAUGCUUGCAUGCUAGUGCAGUGUUCAAAAGAAUAUAAGAAGACUGCUUCUGGAUGUAAUCAGUGGUCUGGCUUCAUGUGUUUCCCAGUAGGUACGAAGAUGCCUCUGGGAAGCUCACAAGCAGUCUAUGAAUGCCUCUCCUGCUGUUGUUUCCUAGCAAUUGGCAUUUAGAGUGCCUCUGAAGAUGGGAAUCCCACAUUGCUCUCAUGACCAGCAUCGCAGCAUCAUUUAAGUUGUGCACAGAGGCUCCUUGCACACUCAGUGUUCCUCUUUGCCAGCCUCUAGUUUGCUAACACGAUAGGGCACACAGUUUGACUGCUUAACGUUCACCCAGUGUAAAUGUCAGCAGAGGAAUUGUGGUCCAUGAUGAAUCCGAAGACCAUGGGUCAAAGAAUGCCUCCUGUUGCACCGUCCUGUGUUGCUUUCCAAACUAUGUGUCUGGCUACGGUGUGUCACACGAACGUUCCCCAUGCUCCUUCCGGGGCUGGAACCUCCAGUUUCCUAGUAAAACUGGAUUACUGUGUCGCAAAACGAUGCAUGUCUAAAAUGUGUGUCACCAACAUGAAAAGUUUGGAAAGCUCUGUUCCGGGCCUUGUGGUUUUAUGCUUGCUUCCCAUAGGGAGCUGGUUGGCUGCUGUGAAAACAGGCUUGAUCGGUCAGUGGACUGAUCUAGUAGGCUCUUCUUAUGUCCUUAAGCAUCUUCUCUGUUAUUAUUUUUUAAAAAAAUAACACCUAAUAUAAAUGCUCUUUGCUCUUUGCUUUCUUUUCUUUUCUUUUUUUUAAAGGCAGUUGUUGGCCUUCAUUGACAACAUUGCUGUAGCAGUGGGUCAGACCAAAGGCCCAUCUGGGCCAGAAUUCUGUUCUCACAGUGGCCAACCAGAUGCCCGUGGGAAGACCACAACAACACUCUCCCCACUUGUGAUUCCCAGCAACUAUUAAUGGCCUUAUCCUCCACAAAUUUUUCUAAGCUCCUUUUAAAGCUAUCCAGGUCAGUGGCCACCACCACAUCUUGUGAAGAGGUACCAGGGUCAAGCCAGGACAUUUUGCUGGUUGAAGGAAAAAAGAAAAUGGCGCUCCCCCUCCUCUUUCUCUUCUUCUGCAGUCCUCACCACAACCACUGCUCCCCUCACAGCUGCCUCUUCGCAGUGGUAGGGAAGUAGAAGGAGGUCAGGGAGGAGUGGGUGGGGGUUGGCAGGGGGAAUGGGCUCCUUGGAUCUGCUGCCUGAGGUGAUUGCCUCACCUCGCCUCAUGGCUGGCCCGGUUCUGAGAAGUAGUUUGUUUUGUCUAUCCUGAUUCUUCCAACAUUCAGCUUCAUUGGAUAGCUCUGGGUUCUGGUAUUAUGACUUCACAAUGCUACUUGUGGACCUCUCAGAUGAAACUACAGUUUCCAGGAUUCAGAGCAGGCUUCCUCAACCUCGGCCCUCCAGAUGUUUGUGGCCUACAACUCCCAUGAUCCCUAGCUAGCAGGACCAGUGGUCAGGGUUGAUAGGAAUUGUAGUCUCAAAACAUCUGGAGGGCCGAGGUUGAGGAAGCCUGAUUCAGAGUGUGUGUGCGCUUUACCGUAAAUGUAUUGUAUGUAGCUGCUGUGGCUUGAGUGCUGGGAAAAUGUAGCAUCGCUGCAGUAGAAUGUCUGGAUACACGCAGCCCAGACUUUGGCUCUCUUGCAGGUAAGGAGUAACAGUUGCUGUGCAGAAAGCGAAUUGUCUCAAAAUACUCUUAGGAGAGUUUGAAAAGUCAAAAUCCCAGUCUUUGUUUUCUCGUGGACACACCUGUGGAGAGCUUGCCAUUUCGUUUGCUUCAGAAGCAGAAUAUCACACACACCAGCUUUUUUUUUUGGAGGCCCCUCGUGCAUCACCAAGAAAAGAGGCCGAAAGAGCAUGGCAGAUUUGCAUAAAAUUUGCAUAUGCAAAUUAGACACACAGCUUCACAUUAAUAAAUAAUUGUUAUAAAUUGAAACGUAAUGCACCUCAUUAUAGUGGUGGAGCAGAUGCCUAAAUCCAGAUGCUAAUUGCUGAUGGACAACUUCAAGGCCCCUACUUGCCCUUCUGAGGGUUUUUUGGCUUCGUGUGAAGCAAUCAUUUAAAGCAUGUGAGAUCCCCCCUCCCAAAUCCUGGGAACUGCAGCUUACCCCUCACAGAGCUACAAUUCCCAGCACCCUCAACAAACUACAGUUCCCAGGAUUCUUUUGUAGGGGGAGUCAUGCCCUUUAAAUGAACACCAUGUGUGCAGCCUAAACCUUCAAACCAUACUUGAACUGAUCAGCCCUUCAAACAGAGGAGUCCUUCAAAUAGAGGGCUGUGCUCUGCAAAGGAGGACACAUGCCCGUUACUCAAAGGGCAUGGAUGAGAGGAAGGGGCGUGCAUGCAUUCCUCUGUGUAAAUGGAUAGCCGUCUGGAUAAGGCAUCUGAACUGUCUCCAGGUUUUCAGAUCUCCUGUAUGAAUAUACCUUACUGCAUCUUGUAGGAGGCACCUGAGUUCUGAACGCUUUUUCCUUCUGGCAGGGUACGUCCAGGCAUGUCGGGCUCUGAUGAUUGCAGCCUCUGUUUUGGGACUGCCAGCUGUGUUCCUUCUGGUGACUGUCCUGCCUUGCAUCCGGAUGGGCAACGAACCUGGAGUGGCCAAGUACCGGCGUUCCCAGCUGGGAGGAAUCCUGCUAAUACUCUUGGGUAAGAUUUGCGCACAGCCUGGCUCACUCACUUGCCAUUGACGCCAGCCUAAUCUGCAAAAGGCCAAGUUUUCCAACUGGGGGAUGCAGUAGUAUUUCAAGGUUUCCUAAAGGAAAGCCUGACUUUGUAGGAACCUGAGGAGAAAGAUAAGGACUUUGCAAACAUUACAGAACCCAGACUCUCAGAAUGACCUAGAGGGUCCAUUAAAAAAAGCGGAGACUGAAAAACAGUACACACUAAGGCAGCCUCCCCUAAGCCAGUGCUCUUCAGAUGUUGCUGGACUACAAUUUCCAUAAUCACUGAGCACUAUCCAUUCUAGCUGGGGCUGAUGGGAUUUGUAGUCUAGGGUUGCCAGACCUGCAGGACUGACCAGAAGUCUCCAGGGUUGCCUAGCCUCUUCCAGGUGGCAGAAGAAGGGCCUGAAUCUCCAGGUGGAAGAAAGUGCCUUAAAUUUGUUUGUUUGUUGAGAAGACUACGUGUGCAGCUUGCAAGCUUCAGCAUGGCUGAAGCCAGCCUCAACUUAUUGCAUAGACUCUCUAAAGCAGCAGUUCUCAGAUGUUGUUGGACUACAACUCCCAUCAUCCCUGAGCUCUGGCCUUGCUAGCUAGGGGUGAUGGGAGUUGUAGUUCAACAACAUCUGGGCACCCACAAGUCGAGAAAGGCUUCUCUAAAGGGAGGGAGGGUCUUGCCCUCCUUGCUCCCUGUCCAUAGUCGCCUACUUGUUAUCAGAGGCCCAGAAUCCACAUUCCUUUGUAAGAAAAUAUGAAAUAAUGUAAAACCAUUUUUGCAGGCAAAAAACAAAAACAAACAAUGUGUGUGGGGGGGUGACAAAAAAAAUUCUGCACUGGGGUACCACCUGACCUUCUGACGCCUCUGCUCCCCAAUUAACCUCCAUCUCCAAGGCUCAGUGAUGGGAGGGAGAGCAGAGGAACAUCACCAGGGCCUGCUCCCAAAUCUCAGUUUGGGGCCUUGAAAUCUCAGGGUCUGAGAUACUCCUGACCUCGCAACCCUAUUGUAGCCACAUCUUGAUGACAGCAAUUGGGGAAGGCUGCAGGAAGGCUUAUUACUAUUCCCCUGCCCUAUCCCAGGAGCAGCUAACAUUUUGCAAACAGAGUGCAAAGGCCUGGUUCACAGCUGUGGACCUUGCUGCUAUAAAACCCUGGAGAGGGAGACUUGUCCCUGUGUGCCCUCCACAGCUCUGCUCAGUGUGGCAGUGGCUUGGAGCAUCUCUCAGUCCAGUCUAUGUUUCCCCCCCUUGCAGUGGGGUGGAAGACCCAGUCAGUAUCACCCUGAUAACAAUGAGCUCCACAGUCUUCUCCAGCACCUGCGUAUUCUCAAGGCCUCCUCAUCUCCUAACAACAGGCCUCGGUGUCUUGUUUUCACCCGCUUGUUUAGCUGAGGGGGAGGUGGGGGGCGGCUGAGGAGAGAGUUGCCUCUUUGUGCCGUCCUGCCCUGAAGUCGGCUCUCUCCCUGUGGCAGCCAGAGCUGACAUCAUGCCUUAUUUAUAGCAGGCGCUCUGUGCGGUUCCCCCCAACACGCCAGGGAGGCUAAGCGGAGACGUGUCCAGCUGCAGUAGAGGCUUCGAGUUGUCUGCAAGCCACACCAUGUAGGCAAUAAAGCCUAAAGAGUGGUAGGAAUUGCCAGGCAAAAACUGGUGGACUAGUUUCUUGCUGUGUCUUGCAGAGAUGGACCUAGGGUAGUGCAAAGUGCAAUGCAGACUGAGGAGAACAUCAAAAAUAUCCAGGGCUUGGCAGGCCCAUAGUUAAUGGUGGGCUGCCCCCUAAAUAUUAUUUGCCCCCCCCCCAAUUUUCUUUCACAAACAAAUACUUAAACAAGCAAGCAAGCAAGCAAGCAAGCAAGCAAGCAAGCAGGAAAGCCUAUGUUCGAAAGGUCCCAUUGUCAUGCUUUUUCCACCUCCUUCCUCCUGCUGAGGAAAAAAAUUCCUGGACUAGAUAACCCAUGUGGUUCCCUCCAACUUUGCAAUUCCAUGAUAUAGUUGUCUCUUAAGCCAAUAGGUACCAUGCAUUCUCAAUGUCUGCAUAUCCCUUCCUAUUGAUAGCAAGCAGGCAACUUCACUGUGUUCUUUUCAGUGUCUGCUUAAAAACAUUCUUGUUUAGGCAAGCCUACCCAGAGGCUUAGAAAUGCUGGUGGGAAUCAGUAUUUUAACUUUUUGUAUAUUUUUAAGUAUUGUAAUUUUUUCUUGGAUUUCAUUGUUUUAUCUUUUUGUAAACUGCUUUGAGGUGGUGGACUCUCCUUCCUUGGAGGUUUUAAAGUGAAGGCUGGAUGGCCAUCCCUCAUGCACAAAUGAUCUGGUUGAGAUUCCUGCAUUGCAGGGGGUUGGACUAGAUGACCCUGGGGACCCCUUCCAACUCAACAGUUCUGUGAUCCAGUGAGGCAUCAAUUAGUCAUUGCCUGUGCUGAGCUAAAUGGACUCAUGGUCUUAACAGCGGAAGGCAGGUUCCUCGGUUCCUAUGUGACUAUGUGCUUCUACUUUUGUUGUAAGCCAUGCUGGCUGCUGUGCGAAUGGCAAAGAGCACAGCAUAUUAAAUAUUUAGAUAGUGCCAGCCUCCUAACCACGGUUGGGAGAUCCGGCAGCAGUGCAUCUGCUCCAGGCCACAGCAGAAGACAGCAGGCAACGCAGAAUAGUUGUUGGCGGCUUGCCAGGAAAAUAGCAAGCUCUGAUCUUCCAGCUGAUUUAAUGACAGCUGAAAACAGAGGUUGAAAAUCAUAGCAGAGGUGCCCACCCUUCCAUCCUGCUUGAUGGUUUUUAAAAUGCCCCCUGUAACCCUGUUUGCUCAUCAUAUCUGACAGCAUAUUGGAGUUUUAAUACACCAAAUGAGGCUGGAAACAGAGAAAAGAAUUUUCAAAGUGCUUUAGGCAGUGUGGAAUGUUUUUUAAAUGGUUUGGAAAACCACAAUGUCAGGGAGCUGCCAUCAGUACUGGAGGGGGAGAGCGAAAGCCAGAGGGAUUCCAGAGAGCGUCCAGGGAUCGGGAGGAGCAGCCCAUCUUCUGGGGAAGAGAAUCAGCGUAGCACCAGGGGAGAAGGGGGGCAGCUGGGAGAAGUGGCGAGGCGGUCUCAUGACUCCUUGCCUGGGACCAGCGGGGAGAGUAGGGGUCCUCCGUUGCCCACGCCCUCCCUGCGCAGAAGGCUUCCGCGCAGAGAAGGUAGGCGGAGACUAGGCGUCAAAGAACUUCUUUGCUGGAAGAAGUUUAAGAAAUGCCCACUCACGGAUUCUGCCAGCGAUUGAGUCAGCCACGGGUGAGUGGCUGUCCGGACAGAAAAGGUUCACUUUGGCAACCCAGCCAGGUGUUUGCACCCAGCCGGGGAGAUAGGCACCUGCUUAUGCACGAGCAACCCCUAGAACCAUUACACACAAUAUGAUUGAUCAAAGGCAGCAAUGAGGCAUAAACAAAUAUGCAGUAAGGCAGGGGGUAACCAAUGUGGUACCACCCAGAUAUUUUGGACUAAUAAUAAUAAUAUUUUAUUUAUAUCCUGCCCUCCCCAGCCGAAGCCGGGCUCAGAGCGGCUAACAACAGUAAAUUAAUACAGCAUUCUAGUAUCAAUUCAUUAUAAAAUCAGUUCAAAUCAAAUUAAUGCAACCAUUGGGCUAGAGUUCUGUGAGGAUUACCAAAGGAGGGGGUCAGACUGUACCGUGGCCAAAGGCCUGGUGGAACAGCUCUGUCUUGCAGGCCCUGCGGAAAGAUGUCAAAUUCCUCAGGGCCUUAGUCUUUUGUGACAGUGUUCCACCAGAUCGGACCUCCAGGAUGUUUUUGUCCCCUCCAGGGACCUCCAGGAUGUUUUUGUUUGAAGACCGUAAGGUCCUCCGUGGGACGUACCAGGAGAGGCGGUCCCGUAGGUACAAGGAUCCUAAGCCGUAUAGGACUACAGCUUCCAUUCGCCCCAGCAAGCAUUGUCAAGGAUGAUGGGAGUUGUAGUCCCCAACAUCUGGAAGCCACCAUUUUGGUCACUCCCAGUCACUUCCAGCAAUUAUUCUGCAAGCUUUUUUGUAGGGAUUUUCCUUUGCGUUCAACAAGCUUUCUUCUCAAACAGACACAUUUUUGGGGGGGAAAAUUUGAAUGUGAAAAAGAUGCCUUUAAUGGGUUUUGAAGAUUAAAAGCCUUUCCACAACAGAGAAAUAAAAUAGGUUCUAGAAUAUCUAGAGAACAGAUAUCCAGGCAUGUCUGAUCAGUGCAAGGAUCUCCACUUGCGCAAUAGGACUUUCUGCCCUCUCCUCUCCCGUGUGCCCCAUGCCCUCUCCAAAUCCUGCUCUGAAGUGUUGGGGAAAACCCAGAACAGAUUUAAGGGGCGUGUAGGGCAUGCAAACCCUAUACGUGAGCAAGGUGAGUGAGAACUAGUGUGUUCAUUUCCACCCCUCAUGCCAGCAGCUCAGUUGCCAGAAGUGGCUUGCUGGAUGGGAUGGGAUGGAGCUGCUUUGCUUGCUUCCCAGCAGCAGGGGGCUUGCUGCUGGUUCCCAGGAGGGAAAGAGGGAGGGGAGGUUGGUGUGGUGUAAACAUGCUGGCAAGAGCACUUGGUUGGCUCUGCCCUGUGUUUGCACAGCGCUGACCUCCCUGCAGCCUCUCCCUCCUGUGAGCCACACAAUGAUGCACCUGCCAGGAUGCAGCAGAGCAGUUCUGCCUCACAUUGCCCUCCAGCUCAUGCUUCCAGGACCUCGUAACAACAUUUCUUCAUGCCAUUGGUGCCAACAUGCACCACAGCUGCUGAUUCCUUCCCAGCACCAUCUCCUAGGCCAUCUAGGCAACAGCAGACCCUCUAAAUGUCCCUGUUUCCCAGGGACAGUCCUGGAUUUACAGAAGCCGUCUGGGUUUCUGAUUUGAUCCUGGAAUGUCCCGUUUUUCCUUAGGACGUCCCUAUUUUCAUCGGGAAAAUGUUGGAGGGUUUGGGUGCCUGCUCUUCUGCUCCUCCACCUGAUAAAAUUAGGGUUAAGGGUAGCCGACAGGUAGGAGACAGUGUGUGCUUGGUUCCAGUGUUUGUUGUGAUGCUCACAGCAGUUCCUCCACCUUGCAAAAGUGCCCAAAGGCCCCCUAAGGCUGGUGUCCCCUUACCUGAUGCAACCCACUCUCACACGGUAAUAGCCGCCGCCAUUUUGUGUCACAUUCUCCCACCGGCUAAAUAGUGUGUUUGUUGCUUUUAAACCGAACUUUUGUCCCUGUUUUCUUUUCUCCAUUCCCUCCCUCUCUCUCUGUUGUGUAACCUCAGCACUUUGACACUGCCUCAAGACAUCUUUCGAUGUGGUCUCUGGAACAAAUGUAGCUGUACCAAAGUUUUGUUGUUAUUUGACUGAUUUCUCAGGGACCAAAUCCAGCGCCGCUCUCUUCCACAGGAAAUAAAAGUAUUGCCCAGUUUGAUGAUUCUCAGAUGUGGAAGCCGUUUUCUUUCCCUCUUAAAAAGCGUGGUUUUUAAGAUGCAUAUUAUCUUUUGAGGGUCUUAUUGCCUUUGAUUCCUGUGGCUUAAACAGGAAGUGAAGGUAUUAGGCACUUUGCCAGGCCCUUGAAGACUUAAAAGGAAACCAUUCCCAUCCCUGAAUUGCUACAUGAGAAACAUCUAAUAUUUAGAAUACUGUGCACAGUUUGGGUUACGCCAUAUCUUUUUCUGAGGGGUGAUCCACCUAUUUUAGUGUACUAAUUUGAUCUACUGUUUUGUGAUGUAUUUUCUGUUUGUUUCACGGUUGCAAUUUUAUGUUGAUUUUGUGCUGCCCAUUUCCGUGAUCCUUUUCUUAAUGUUGGCGGGAGAUGAUUUUUUGCAAAUAAAUGAAAGCAACCCUAUAUCACAGCACAGAUAUCACAGAAAAGAACGAUUAAAAUUAUGACAUGUUUGCAUGAUGUUCUAUGCUCCCUGCUGAACAAUGAUGAUCUUUCUCUUUCCUUUUCCCCCAAAUAUUUCCCCAGCUCUGUGUGGCGUUGUGGCUACGAUUUGGUUCCCCGUGAGUGCUCACCGUGAAACCAUGAUCAUGAGCUUUGGAUAUUCCCUUUACACGGGCUGGAUUGGGUCCGCUCUUUGCCUUUUCGGCGGUUGCAUCAUUGUCUGCUGCUCGGGCGACGCGGAAACAUUUGGCCAGAACCGUUUCUACUAUGGGUCAGGAUCCAGCUCCCCAACCCAUGCUAAAAGCGCCCAUGUAUAAAUGAUCCUGAGACUUCCUGCGCCUUUAUCACCAAAUGUUUCAAAACGGGUGGAUGGGUUUUCUUUGUGCUCCAGGUGUUGCGCUUGCUUGCAUCUUUGUGCACUGGUUGACCUCAUCCCUUGCAGAAGAUUCAAAGAAACAGUGUGAUAUUUCUUAAGCAAUAAACUCCACCGGUUUGCCUUAAUAGAAACCUGUAGCAAAAAAAAAGACCAGGUCAGCCCUUAUAAAAGUCUCACUGCCCAAGGCUUAUAUAUUCACUGUUGAAACAUUAAGUUUCCCCCUCUUUCCUCCUUCUCCCUCAGUCUAGGAAGGUAGUUAACAAAUACACACCUGGAUUGCUUGAAUUGCCAGUCUUUUUCUCAGAAAAAGUGACCGACUACUUCCUCUCCCUACUUCCCCAGAUCCAAGGUCAUCUUUGGGGGCAAAGUUACAACGAAAGGGAGAGGAAGGCACCGUACUUUCCCAUCUGCACAAAUGUUUUCUUUUUCAUGAGAUUAGGGAGUAAUCCCUUUGCUUUCUCGGCAAAAGUUUUCAAGGAAUUUGAUCACUUUAGUAACAGUGUUUUUGUCUAAACGCAUCAGUAUGAAGGAGAUGAAGUGAAAAGUUUCUAAUUGCAAGGUAAAUAACAGAACACUUGUACAUAGCCUUAAAAUACCUGCGACGGGGCUGCUCCCCGCAACCUCCCCUUCUUUUGUACAGGUUUGUUGCUAAAUGUAGUUUAUUUUUAUUUUUUACUUUGUUCCAAUUAAUUUGUAUUCUGACAUGCACUAUUGAAGUGGAACUUAUCUUAAAAAAUUACUAUAAUCUAUCAGUUGCCAGUUCCGUGAAAAAAUCCAAUGAAUACUGAUGAUGCUUUUGGUCUUUAAGUGAAAUACUGUAAAAUACACAGCAAUAAAUGUUGAAAUUACUAGUUUA
Molecule: messenger RNA, 12283 nt
Organism: Podarcis lilfordi (Lilford's wall lizard)
Lineage: Eukaryota; Metazoa; Chordata; Lepidosauria; Squamata; Lacertidae
Source: the annotation of a GenBank genome assembly